CAUGUGGAGCUCAUUCAGACUGCACUCACACUCACUCUGCAAGAGACAGACAGCUAGAUUUAAAGCCCUCUUGGUAAAUAUGAGUUCCCUGAGCCAGGGCUGUGCAGACUGGAGAUCUCGCCUGUUUGCAGUGGAUGCCAACACAAGCCUGGGCAUUCCAGACCCUUUCUAUUUCACAUGUGCUAAUAGCAGCCAUCACCUCCCCAGCCUCAAUGCCCAGGAAUGGCCAGUGCUUGCCCAGGUGGGUAGUGCCCAUUCAGUGUGCAUAACGACCCCCCAGAGAAUCUCUGCAGCCAGGUUACAGAAAGCACUAGGUCAGAAAUUAACCCAAGAAGUGCAGGGGGUCUGCAAAGUGCUCAGACUGCUCUCAUACCAACCACAGGACCCCUAUGGCUCCCUGCAGGGGGGGUUCCUGGUGCUGAAUGCAGUGAGCUGCCCCUCCAUACAAGCCAAGCUGCAGGACCUGCUGGGGCAGUAUAAACAGCAUAUCCGCUUCUGCAGCUACCAGGCUGGCACAGAGGGGGGCAUCUGGCAGUGUCUCUGGGAUCUCAAUGGAGAAGGAAAGGAAAUAGAGCGAUGCCGAGUACUGAAGGUAGAAGUUCCAGACCCAAGCCCCCUGGUGGUAAACAUCAAGAAAUCCGCUCUGUUCUACAAGUUGGAAGAUGCUUGUUCUGUUCUUCAAGAGUGUUCCACAAUUAUUCCUGAAGCCGGUGAGGUUCUAAAAUUAGUGGGAGAUGCAAGAAAAACUGUCAACCGUAAAAAAAAAUUCCCUGUUAUUGUUAUUGAAGGACUUGAUGCCACAGGGAAAAGUACACUGACUGAAUCCCUGAAGUAUUCUCUAAGAGCUGAAUUACUUAAAUCCCCACCAGAAUGCAUAAGCCCAUGGAGAAAAACAUUUGAUACUGAACCAACACUUCUAAGAAGAGCAUACUAUGCCGCGGGUAAUUAUAUUGGAGCAGCUCAAAUAGCAGAAGCCGCCCAGAUGUCUACUGUUAUUGUGGACAGGUAUUGGCAUAGCACAGCUGCAUACUCCAUUGGCACAGAGAUAGGAGGCGGUGUGCCAAAUCUACCAGAAUAUCACCAUGAGAUUUACCAAUGGCCGAGUGAUCUCCUUAAACCCGACCUAGUCAUUUUACUCACUGUUAGUGAUGAAGAGAGAUUACUAAGAAUACGCAAGAGAGGGCUGGCAGAGACAGUGGAAGAAAAGGAGUUGGAGUCUAACAGAAUGUUUCGACAAAAGAUUGAAGAGGCAUACAUGAGAAUGGAGAAUCCUGGCUGUUUAGUAGUUGAUGCCAGUGCUUCGAAGGAAACUGUUUUACAGCAUGUGUUGUCUAUUAUAUAUAGACAUUGUGCACUUGCAUUGUGAAGGACAUUAUACAAGUAAAACUACAAUAUACAAUAACAUUACACCAAUAAAUUGAGCAAAAUCAAUCAAAUGCUCUUAGUGUUUUGGAAGUGCAAUCAUUCAGAACUGACAUGUAUAUUGCAAGUAUUUUAUAUGUCUUAGAGUAUGGAGCUAUAACAUUCCACAAUAAUGAUAAAUGCCAUAAUGGAAACAUAGAAACAUAGACUGUGAGGGCAGAUAAGAACCAUUCGGCCCAUCUAGUCUGCCCAAUUUUCUAAAUACUUUCAU
Pelobates fuscus (common spadefoot toad) is the source of this 1633-nucleotide messenger RNA. RefSeq names its product cytidine/uridine monophosphate kinase 2 (gene CMPK2). NCBI's taxonomy places the organism in Eukaryota, Metazoa, Chordata, Amphibia, Anura, Pelobatidae. The transcript has 5 exons. The coding region runs from base 2 to 1366 and encodes 454 amino acids. Gene Ontology annotation, cellular component: cytoplasm; mitochondrion. The record is from RefSeq and is a predicted model, not a curated record. Gene Ontology annotation, molecular function: dTMP kinase activity; ATP binding; nucleoside diphosphate kinase activity. Gene Ontology annotation, biological process: dTDP biosynthetic process; dTTP biosynthetic process; dUDP biosynthetic process.